Messenger RNA from Drosophila hydei, 1122 nucleotides. RefSeq names its product 23 kDa integral membrane protein. The transcript has 5 exons. The record is from RefSeq and is a predicted model, not a curated record. Gene Ontology annotation, cellular component: membrane. The coding region runs from base 263 to 952 and encodes 229 amino acids. Lineage: Eukaryota; Metazoa; Arthropoda; Insecta; Diptera; Drosophilidae.
UGGGUUAAUCGUUCAACUGACAGCGACGUCGCCAGAUGCGGCCAAACAAAAUUCAGAUUAUGAAUCGCUUGCUCCGAGUAUUUGUCGUGCGACCAUUGCCGAUGCUCAAGGUGCGCAGCACAAACAAAGUGCUUUCGGUGUUUUUUUAGUUUUUCCGUGCGGUUUUGAGUGCGUGAAACUUUGUUAGGCACGGCUAAUUAUAUGUGAGCGAAUCGUCGCGUUUGUCAUGUUUUAUUAGUAGCCACUACUCAUAGCAAAAAUAAUGUACUGCACUACACGUCUGCUGCGUUACAUACUCUGUGUCAUCAAUUUGAUUUAUGCUUUGAACGGCUGCCUGCUGAUCUGGUAUGGCACCUGGUUGUUGGACAGCAUUGCCGAGCAGCAAAAUUUCGUUGAUCAUGGCGAGAAACUGGCUUCCAUAUUGUGCAUUCUUUUAGGCAUAGUCAUUAUAAUAGCCAGCGUAUUUGGCACUGUGGCCCUGAUCAAGGACUGCAAGAAGAUGCUUAUAAGUUACGCAGUGCUAUUAAUAGUGCUGUUGGUUAUACAGUUCGUCAUGUUCAGUAUUAGCUUUGCGGCCAGCCGCGAUGCCUUGCCGAACAGCUUGAAACAGGGCUUCGAUGAGCUGUGGGAUCCACAGCACAGACUCAACAGCACGCUCAACAUUUACGAGGAGUGGUUACACUGCUGUGGUCGCAACAGCCCCGAGGAUUAUAUUAUAUUGGAGCGUUAUCUGCCUGCCAGCUGUUGCCUUGAGCGUGACUGCACGAAUCCUUUGAAUCUUUUCAAGGACGGCUGUGAGCAGAAGUUCAAGCAAUAUGUUAGCAGAAAAACAGCCAAUUUUCAUACAAUCAGCUGGUUUACCAUACUGACUGAGUUUAUGGGCUCUGUGGCCACCUGCUAUUUGGUGGAUAGCAUACGAAAUCAUCGAGAUCGCGUGCGUUUCUAUAAUUAAGCUGUUCCGUUGAUUAUUAUUGUCCCACUGUAGACGUAUUAUAAUUAUGCUUAGCCAUUGUGCCAUUGUGAUUUGUAAUUUAGUACAGUUAGAAAAAGAAAAAAGUUGUUUUACUAUUUUCAUUGAUAAAAAUAUCAAUGCCAUCGAAAUGCGUUGUAAAACCCAAAACU